Messenger RNA from Trifolium pratense (red clover), 1330 nucleotides. RefSeq names its product J protein JJJ2-like. The record is from RefSeq and is a predicted model, not a curated record. NCBI's taxonomy places the organism in Eukaryota, Viridiplantae, Streptophyta, Magnoliopsida, Fabales, Fabaceae. The coding region runs from base 314 to 1123 and encodes 269 amino acids. The transcript is spliced from 4 exons.
CCAUGUGGUUAGAUUUAACAUUAACCUCUCCCUAUAUCUCUCUCUAAGAUAUCAUCUCUCUAAUAACAAAAAAAAAAAACAUGUCUGUUUCUUCUACCAACAACUGAACCAGUAUCAAAAAUCUCAUCCACAAAGGUUGUUCUUCUUUCUUAACCGCUAAACCCUUUUUGUUUCUUAAAACAAACAAAAACAAAAACCACAUUCACUAUUUCUAAUCCAUAUUCACAUUCUUGUCUUUCACUUCCAUCACAUUCUCAUUAAUCAUAAUCAUAAUCAUAGUCAUAUCAUAUUCAUAUUCAUAUCAAACUCUCAAAUGGGACAAGAAUCAGAUUCCAAAUCCAAGUUGGUGAUAGAAAUUUGCUCCAUUUCAACACGUUCUGCAUCUUGUGUUCAUAGGAUUCUUUCAAAUCCAACCAAAACAACUUUCAUUGACUGGUAUUGCAUUCUUGGAGUGGAAGAAAAUGCAGGUGUAAGUCUCAUUCGCAAGAGAUACCAUAAACUUGCAUUGCAACUUCACCCAGAUAAGAACAAACAUCCAAAAGCUGAAAUUGCCUUCAAACUUGUUUCUGAGGCAAAUGCAUGUCUAACUAAUGUAGCAAAAAGAGAAGCUUUCGAUUUCGAGAGGUACAAGCAUUUCUGCAUUGAGUGCAAGAGAAUUCCUUAUACAAAAUCGGCCAAUGUUUCUGUCAAUUCUGGUGGUUCAGGUUUCAAGGCAUGGAAUAUUAUCACGAAAUCGCAGACUUUUAAGUUUUGGAGAAAUAUUAGGGAUGUGAGAGAGAGAUUUAAUGAGGAGGCUAAGGUGAUUGAGAAUUGUUUGAGAGUAAAUUCAAUGUCAAGGAAAGAAUCACCACUCUACAAUCCAGCUAGUUAUCUACAUAGGAGCAAGUCAAUGCAUAGAUUUGAGAAAGAAACGCCCGUUUUCAAUCCGUCGGAUUAUUUGUACCAAGGUUAUCCUCAUAUGAGAGGUUUUGGUAACAAGAAUGCUUCCACAUUUAUGUACUUGCAGACAGCUAGUAUGCUGCAGAAUGAAAAGCGAGGAGCGCAGCAUAGCUCGCCUGUUUUUGAGGUCAAAACACGGAGUAUGUUUACAAACCAGUUUGCUUUUGUACCAUCAAGAUAUUAGCUUUUAAUGGUUUUUAUGUUCAAUGAACGUGAUAUGAUUGUCAGAUUCUAGCUUUAAAGGAUUACUUACCUUUCGUUUUGAAUUUGUCGCGAUAUAUGUAACUUUGUUCAAACCGCCAAGCGUAGAAACAACAAUGAUUAGCUUAAAAAGGGGCUAAUGUAGCUUGAUAAAAUAAAUAAAAAGGUUAAAUAAUGUAAUUUGCGAUAA